ACGUUCAUCCUUUUCUCUUAGAUGAUUGAAUUAAUUUGUCUCUUUCUUUUUAUGGGGUAAAUCAAAUUAAAUUAAAUUCAAUUAAUUCAUCUACUAAUCCUUUCCCCUUCUCCAAGUGAUUUACUUUCUUUUAAUUAUGUCUGAUCAACAAAGGAAACAAUUUGGUGAUGUGACCAAUCUUAAUUCUCUUGCUCAUCUUUCCCAAGUCGAUGAUUCUCAGCCUGGUGAAAACUCUACAUCAUUUAACAAUGAGAUAAACAAUGGAUCGUCUUCAUCAUCAUCGAGUCAAGCUGGUAGACCAAUAAAUCGUUGGACCAAAGAGGAAGAUGAGCUGGUCAUAAGUCUUGUCGAAAAGUAUGGUCCCAAGAAAUGGACUGUGAUUGCCCGAGAGCUGAAGGGCAGAAUUGGAAAGCAAUGUCGUGAGAGGUGGCACAAUCAUUUAAAUCCUCAUAUAAUCAAAUCAUCUUGGACUGAUGAAGAAGAGCGGACUAUUAUUGAUGCUCAUCAAACUUGGGGUAAUCAAUGGGCUAAAAUUGCUAAAUUGUUACCAGGAAGGACAGAUAAUGCGAUUAAAAAUCACUGGAAUUCAACCUUGAAAAGGAAGGCCGAAGCCUUGGAAAGAGGUUCACCAGUUCCACAGCCACGUCGUAAACGACGUAAAAAGCAACAUCCAUCCUUAGAUGAUUCAGGAGUCGCCUUAUACCCUCAACAAUCAACGCUUUCAAUUUACUAUAGUGAUAGUACUAAUGAAAACAAUGAUCCUGAUGUUUCAGUUAAACAAGAAGUAACAUCAACAACAUCACCAAUAGAAACUUCUUCAGUUCAUCAUCAGCAAAACGUUCAUCACAAUCAUAAUCACAAUCAUGAUCAUAAUCAUAAUCACAAUCAUUUACACAAUCAUAAUCAACAACAACAACCACAAAACAACCAACCACCUCCACUACAACAAAUUCAACAACAACAACAACAACAACAACUACAACCACAGCCACAGCCACAGCCACAACAACAACAACCAAUACAACCAAUACAACAAACACAGCAGCAACAACAACAACAACAACCACAACUCCAGCAACAUCAACAGCACCAUUUGCAUGAACAAAGCUAUGCUGACCAAUCGAGUGUAUAUAAUAAUAGUAACUUAAUCAUUUCCAAUCAGAAUAUGAACAGUAAUCAAGAAAAUGUAUAUGACCAAGAGAAUGUAUAUGACCAGGAGAAUGGAUUUAACAAUCAACAUGUGGAACAAAGAUACUUAACAAUUUCUUAUGAUUCAACCUAUUUUAGCCAAACUUCAUCUUAUUCUAAUCAGACAACAUCACCUUCACCACAUGAAUUAACAACAAAUGAUUUAAUGUCACAUAAUCGUAUUCCACUUGGUGAAAUGAAAGUGAUCCCCCAGGAUUACGACGAACUGAAUGACUUAAGUGAUCUUUUACCUCCCCUGAAUGCUGAGAUGUUAAAAAAGGAAGGAGUUGACUUAUCCGGAUUUGAACCUGAUUCUUUCCAUGAAAAUUUUCUCAUGGAAAUGUUGGAUUCAAUCGACACAUCUCCCUCGUCUUUAGGAUCUUUUGAGCCAUCACACUCAGAAACCAGAAAGUCACAAUAUAAUCAUCGUAUACAAAGUAACAUUAAAGAUACUCGUCGUCGAACUGGUCCAGCUCGUCGAUUGGAUUGGGAAAAGGUCACUCUCGGAAGAACUCCCGAUCAAAUUGAAUUAACUCAACAAGCUCGCGCUUACUUAAACUCACAAUACUUAAAUUGAUGAACCAAAUUAACUCUACUUGAAUACUUUAAACAAUAAUAAUACUUGAGUCAAUUGCACGUUUUAUUACCUUUAACUGCACAAAAGCAACAACAACAAUAACCUUCAACUCCAUUUUCUCGCAUGUGAAAGAAGGAAGAAGAAUUAAAUUAAAAAGCCAACAAUACACCAAAAAAUCAUCCGAGAAUUGCGUUGAACAUAAAUUAAACAACAUGGACAAAAAACCAAAAGAAAUCAACAAUCAACGAAUGGAAAAUAGUUAACAUGGAUGAAAGAAGAUGAAAAAAAAAAUAAUAAUAAUCAGAUAUUUAUGCUGAUUAUCAUCAUCAUUAACAAUAAGAGAAACAAAAUCAAUUCCAUCAACAGUUAUUGAAAACUUUUUCUCCCUCAUUCUCUCACUUCAACUCUUCUCAUUCGCUUAGUCUUCAAUGGUGUUCACCAUAAACAGUCAACAAAAAAUAUCUCUCUGUAAAUUAACAACAAA
Messenger RNA from Panonychus citri (citrus red mite), 2249 nucleotides. Its product is annotated as myb-like protein Q. Bases 137 to 1765 code for a protein of 542 amino acids. Lineage: Eukaryota; Metazoa; Arthropoda; Arachnida; Trombidiformes; Tetranychidae. Gene Ontology annotation, biological process: positive regulation of transcription by RNA polymerase II; mitotic cell cycle. Gene Ontology annotation, cellular component: nucleus. The record is from RefSeq and is a predicted model, not a curated record. Gene Ontology annotation, molecular function: RNA polymerase II cis-regulatory region sequence-specific DNA binding; DNA-binding transcription factor activity, RNA polymerase II-specific. The transcript is spliced from 4 exons.